Molecule: messenger RNA, 3278 nt
Organism: Cyphomyrmex costatus
Lineage: Eukaryota; Metazoa; Arthropoda; Insecta; Hymenoptera; Formicidae
Gene: Tnpo-SR
Product: transportin 3
Exons: 18
Coding region: 193-3057 (954 amino acids)
Biological process (GO): protein import into nucleus
Cellular component (GO): cytoplasm
Molecular function (GO): small GTPase binding
Source: RefSeq, a predicted model, not a curated record
ACAUAUUUACUAUGGUGGUUUUGCGGUGCAUUACCCGACGUCGUCUGUUGAUCGUUGGAGGUUAAGUUCGUGGCUUCAAGCGAGGAACAUUCAGCUGUGUUUCGGCGGGUUCGGCCUCGGACGAGCGUAUCCGUUUGUCCGCUGGGAUCUGACUGCAUGGGUAUUUCGCGAUACCGAAAUAUUUUCUGAAAUAUGGAUUCUCUGCCAAACUUGGAGACCGUUUACCAGGCCGUGUUCUCUUUAUAUAACAAUACAAAUCCGGCCGAACCAGGAAGAGCGUCAUUAUGGUUGGGAGAAUUGCAAAGAUCGGUAUUUGCAUGGAAAAUAGCUGAUGAAAUGUUACAUCAAAAACGAAAUAUAGAAUCCUGUUAUUUUGCUGCACAAACAAUGCGUACUAAGAUCCAGCUGUCUUUCCAUGAGUUACCCCAAGAAGCUCAUAUUUCAUUACGAGAUUCGUUAAUAGAACAUAUAUCACAAAUCAAUGAACAUACUAAUUCUGCCAUUGUUACUCAGUUAUGCUUAGCUUUAGCAGAUUUGGCCUUACAAAUGUCUUCUUGGCAGAAACCAGUUGUAGAUUUAAUUAAUAGGUUUGGAGGAAAUGCUGCAAACCUUUGGCCAUUGCUUGAAAUAAUGACGGUACUUCCAGAAGAAGUAAAUUCGAGAUCACUUAGGCUGGGUGCUAAUCAUAGGCAACAUAUACUGCAUGAACUUAAUGCAAAUGCAGAUACUGUGACAGAAUUUCUGAAAUUGUGCCUAAAAAACAGCGGUGAUAAUUUACAAAUCCAAGUUACUAUUUUGCGAUGUUUUACCAGCUGGAUAACCGUUCAUGCAAUACCGCUCAAAUCUGUACCCUCAAGCGAGGUAGUGAUUUAUGCCUUGCAAGUACUCAGCAAUCACAUGGCUGUUUCACAAUUACACGAAACGGCUACCGAUUGUAUCUGCGUAAUUUUGCAAGCGUUAGGAGAAGAUAGUAAUACUAAUCGUGAUAGUGAUAAUGAAACGAGCGUGCAGUUGCAGCAAUUACAAUUGUGUCUUUUCACAAGUGUAAUGAAUUUAGAACAACCAUAUCACUUAUCUGUUGCGCACGAAGACAUGGAAAAGUCUAUAAAUUAUUGUCGAAUAUUUACGGAACUGGCCGAGACAUUUUUAGAUACUAUGGUGACAGGUAGUGAAGAUGGAAAGCAGCAUUACGCUAUAAAAAUUUUGGACCUUGUCCUUACGUGUGUCGGUCAUCAUGAUUAUGAGGUUGCACAGAUAACUUUUAACCUGUGGUAUCGGUUAUCAGAAAUUCUUUAUCAGAAAAAUAACGAUGAUCUUAAUGGCGUAUUUCGACCUCAUAUUGAGAGACUGAUCGGUGCUCUCUGUAGGCAUUGUCAAAUGGAACCAGACCAUUUAGGUCUCGUCGAAGAAGGAGGAGGAGGAGAAGAGUUUGCUGACUUCCGAAAUCGUGUAUCGGAUUUGAUAAAAGAUGUAGUGUUUGUAGUUGGAAGUAGUCACUGUUUCCGACAAAUGUUUUCAUCGCUGACCGGAGGUCCUGGCCCACAGGGUCAACCUAUACAUACACCUACUUGGGACUCGACCGAAGCUGCACUUUUUAUAAUGCAGGCGGUAGCAAAAAACAUUCUACCAGAGGAAAAUGAUGUGGUUCCGAAAGUUGUAGAAGCUAUUCUUAAUUUACCAGAAAAUACUCAUAUAGCCGUACGCUAUACUAGUAUUCUACUCUUAGGCGAGCUAUGUGAAUGGAUAGAUAGGCAUCCACAAUCAUUAGAACCAGUUUUAAAUUUCCUCUUAGAAUGUUUAAAUCAAAAGGGUUUAAAUCUAGGAAGUGCUGCUUCAGGCGCAUUAUUAAGUAUAUGUACAGCUUGUCCACUGCAUAUGACAACGCAUUUCUCCGGACUUUUGCAAAUAGCACAUUCUCUCGACAAUUUUGCUAUUAGUAAUGAUGCAGCUAUUGGCCUACUAAAAGGAGUAUCGAUAAUUUUGGCGAAAUUACCACACGAAGGAAUUACUUCGGCAAUAACAGAAUUAUGCUGCUUUCAAGCAAGUUCCCUAUGUAAGCUUCUGGCAGAUAGAGUUCCAAUCGAGAGAGGAACAAAGACUGAUCCUGUGAUAUGGCUGGAUAGAUUAGCUGCUAUAUUUAAACAUACUAAUCCUCAAAUUGAUGAUUCUAAUAAACCUCAUCCUUGUCAAAGUGCAGUCACUGAAAUGUGGCCUGUAUUGUCCAGUGUAUGUGAAACAUAUCAGCGAGAUGUAAGAGUCAUGGAGAGAUGUUGCCGAUGCAUACGUUUUGCAGUACGCUGUGUGGGCAAACAUUCUGCUCAUUUGCUUGAGCCAAUUAUAAAACAAAUUGUACCGUUGUAUACAGUACAUAAACACAGUUGUUUCUUGUACCUUGGUUCUAUAUUGGUGGAUGAGUACGCGACUGAUUCAGAAUGUGUAUGGAAUCUGUUAAAUAUGUUACAAGCUUUCAUCUGUCCCACUUUCGCCAUUCUUGAACAAGAAGACGGUUUAAAAAAUCAUCCUGAUACAGUAGAUGAUCUGUUCAGGCUCUGUGCCAGGUUUCUUCAAAGAGCUCCUAUUCCUUUAUUACAUUCUCCUGCUAUCAGAAGCAUUGUAGAUUGUGCUAUAACGGCAUGCAGUUUGGACCACAGGGACGCUAAUAGUUCAGUAAUGAAAUUCUUUUAUGAUCUUUUACAUAGCGGUCGCAGUUGUAAGGAUCGAUCAGACUACACGAUACGACGACAAUUGGUACAAAAUAUAUUGCAAGAAAAAGGCCAAACAUUAGUAGUAAAGUUACUACAUGCUUCAGUGUUUGAAUUGUCUUCUUACAUGUUGUCUGAUGUGGCGGAUGUCAUUAUAGAACUUACCCGAAGUGAUGCAGAUCUCAUGUCAAAAUGGUUAGAAGAAGCUAUUAAGACAAUGCCAUCGCAAAAUGCAGGCGGAGCUCCUACAGCAACACACGAUCAACUACUUGAAUUUCACAGUAUAGUCACGAGGUCAGAAACACCAAAAACCGUCACAAAUGCUCUACGAAAUUUUGCACGCCUGUAUCGCUAAUGCAUUUUAAUGUAUAUUUACUUUGUUAAAUUCCUCAAAAAUUAUUCAUAAGAUCUUCCAACAAAUUUCGAUUAAGACCUUUUAAAAUAACAAAAUUUGUUAUGGAAAUCUCAAUGCUAUACAAAUAUAUCAGGAAAAAAGUACGAAGAUUUUUUUAUGUUCUUACUAUCUAUAGCUAUGUUUGCAAACUAUACACACACACACACACACACACACACACA